Scedosporium apiospermum is the source of this 1179-nucleotide messenger RNA. RefSeq lists its product as uncharacterized. The record is from RefSeq and is a predicted model, not a curated record. NCBI's taxonomy places the organism in Eukaryota, Fungi, Ascomycota, Sordariomycetes, Microascales, Microascaceae. The transcript has 6 exons. The coding region runs from base 1 to 1179 and encodes 392 amino acids.
AUGCACACCGAGAGACCUCCGGGUUUCGAUCCGGCUAGAGACAAUGAGUCCAAGCAGGGGACGGUCAUAGCCAUCGCCGUGGUGUUUUAUGAUUAUGCUAUUUUCUUUGCUCAGUUCGUAUCGAUCGCGGUGUCGGCUCUCACCAUCGUCGAGGCACACUAUGCUCUGGGACGGCAUCUCUGGUCCGUCCCGCCCGAAGACUCCAUGAUGCAAAUAAAAAUCCUCUACGGCGUCAUCCUCGGCUACAACUUCGGCCUCAACGUCGUCAAAAUCUGCUUCCUCCUCUUCUACCUCCGCAUCUUCGGAAGCACCAUCCUCCGCACUAUCAGCAAGUGGUUCCUCGUCUACGUCGGCAUCUGGACCGUCACGCAGCUCAUCCUCCUCGCCGUUACCUGCAUGCCCAUCGCUGUCAUCGCGCCCAGCAUGGAGGGCAGGUGUAUCAACACGUACCCGUUGUGGCUGUUCUCGUCCAUCAUGUCCAUGUUGACUGAUUUUGUGAUUUUCGCGCUGCCGCUGCCGUGGGUUGUUAAGCUGAGGAUGAGGAGGAAGCAGAAGAUUGUUACUGUUUUGAUGUUUUCGUUGGGAUUCUUCACCUGCGUCAUCUCAAUCAUCCGCAUCUUCACCCUCGCCGCCUCUGUCAAUGCCGCCGACCCAACCUGGGACAACGUCGGAACAGGUUGCUGGUCCAUAGUCGAAUUCAACUGCGCGAUCCUCUGCUCCAACCUCCCCACCCUACGGCCCCUGGUCGUCAAAUACUACCCCAGCUUCGCACAAUCGUCCGAGGGCGACCGCUCGGGGUCAUAUCCACGCUACAGUCCUUACGCGCGUGCCCGUCGAACCAAGCAGACGGGCGCUUCGGCGGUUGUGGGCUCGGACGGUGGCGGGUCAGGGUUUAAUAAAUUGGAGGAGAGUGGGGGCGGGAGGAGCACGGUCACGACGGGGGGGAGUGGGGGAGGGGAGAGGAGUGAGAGCCAGGAGCAUUUGCAGGCUGUGGCUACGAUGUGCUAUUCGGGGGUGAAGGAUAGAGCGGGGAUUGAGUUGGAGGACCGGCGUGGGGCAACUGGGAGAAGGGUGGGUGAGGGCAAGGGAAAGGGGAUUUUGGUUACGAGGGAGACGAAUGUUGUCUCGGACUUGGCGCCGGUGAGGGGGCAUGGGAGGAACACGUCUUUGGGGAUAUGA